Aspergillus piperis CBS 112811 is the source of this 1125-nucleotide messenger RNA. RefSeq names its product oxidase ustYa family protein. Lineage: Eukaryota; Fungi; Ascomycota; Eurotiomycetes; Eurotiales; Aspergillaceae. The transcript is spliced from 5 exons. Bases 52 to 927 code for a protein of 291 amino acids. Gene Ontology annotation, biological process: mycotoxin biosynthetic process. The record is from RefSeq and is a predicted model, not a curated record.
CUACCUCAGAGGCAUUCUGAAGCCGCUCUGUAAACGACACGAGAAACAGAAAUGAAGGAUGCCGCAUAUUGUCCAGUUGACGAUGGCAGUGACUGCCGCGGGAGCCGCAGUCUUGACAAAGACGAAGCCAGACGAGUGCUUCUUAGCAAACCGUUUGAGGACCAUGUGGUUCACUCUAGUCCACCCAUGAGCCGGAAGUACUUGUUCUUCGGAUUGUUCUGUGUCGUCCUACUGAUGUUGAACACUAUAAUGCUUGUUUUCAACCUCUGGACAACCACGCCCCAUUCCCGCCAAGAAGGCUUCAUUCAGAAGCCUACAGAUUACUGGUUGCCAGGCUUUGAGAAUGGAAUCGUUUACGAGAAACGACAGUUCUAUAGCGCCCAUUCAGAAUACGCGGGUGUGGGACCGGAGGUAGAUGCCAAAUGGCAUGACUUGACAAGAGGUGCAAUGGGCAUCAGUCGCCAGCAGCUGACAGCACUGAACAAUCAUCCCGAUGUUGCAGUACAGAUCGAAAACGCUGGCCCUGACCAAGAGUAUUUGGCGACCUUUGACGUUCUUCACCAAUUACACUGUGUUGAUCUCCUGCGGAAAGGUAUUCACAUGGAUUACUACAAAGACAAAGAUGAGCAUUUCGUGAAUCAAACAGAUGAGCGUAUCUUCUUUCACUUAGACCACUGCGUUGAUAUCCUUCGUCAGACCCUGAUGUGCAACGAUGACCUCUCCUUGGUGACCUACAACUGGGUGCAAGGCUUGGAGAUCCCGUACCCGAACUUCAACACAUACCAUACCUGCAAGAACUGGGACACGUUCUUUGCGUUGAACCAGAAGCUCGAUGUUAGUGCCAGGUGGGAAGGCGGUAAGGUCGUUGAGGAAUACCCGAUACCCAGAAAGCCGGAACAUGUCGAUGGCAUGUGGCCACCUCCUUGAAGGUCUUCCAGUAGAAUACAGUCAUGAGCAAAGGAUUACCUGGAUGGCGCUCUUUCCUACCACCGGUUCGAUCUCCAGAUUUGUGCGUAUUUUGGCCAAAAAACAUCUUCUUACCAUGAUCUGUUGCUUGUAUAUAGUGAAGUUAACCUAUUUAUGCGUCAUCACUUCUUACAACAAUGCCAAUUAUUUACGCCAGGG